Acanthoscelides obtectus is the source of this 4193-nucleotide messenger RNA. The record is from the annotation of a GenBank genome assembly. NCBI's taxonomy places the organism in Eukaryota, Metazoa, Arthropoda, Insecta, Coleoptera, Chrysomelidae.
GUUUCCGAAGAUCACCGCCAGUUUGUUGGCUUGUGAAUAAGAUGGAGCUAUAAUAUUUUCAUAUUAGAAAAAAGGUCAGUAAUUUGAAAUUCCUACAGUAUUUAGGGUCCCGCUUAUUGUGUAUUUUCUAAAUUUAGGAACAUAAAUUACGUAUUUUCCCUUUUCUACAGAAAAAUUACCCAUGCCUGGUCUACCGACGCCGCAAAUAUGCCGUUGUCUUUUUUGUUCUAUAAUCUUGCAACUACAAAACAUUUUGCACUAUACUUUCAGAAUUAUCUAUUCAAGUGGUCAAAGUUAUGAUGAAUUAUGAUAUUGAGAUGUUUAAAGAAACUGAAUGUUAUCUGAACAAUCCAAGACUCUCCCACUUUAUAGGUUAAUAAUCGGUUGAAAAAUGGGUGAAGGAAUAAAACAAGUGAGAGUAGACAACUGGGGGAUUUACUUCCUCCAGCGUCUUCAGAUGUUCUUCAGCAGGACAGACUACUGCGAUUUAACCCUUCAGUUCGAAGGAAAUGUCCAGCUCAAGGUACAUAGAUUAGUGAUGAAUGCUUGCACAGAAUACUUUGCAUUCUUGGAGCAAACAUGCCCAAUUGUGGAAGACAACACCAUAGUGAUGCCUGAAGACCUCCAGUCAGACGUUAUUGUACCCAUUGUCAACUUUAUGUACACAGGUAUGCUGGAAUUCCAUAUGUCACUGUUUGACAAAAUCUACAGAGCCGCUGAGCUGAUGGACAUGCCUAUACUGAUAAAAGUCCUAGAAGCCCAGAGACAUCCAUUUUCUACAGCAAUGACAGAUAAAAAGAAAAAGGAGCCAUCUCUGAACACAUGGGCUCCAAAGAAGACCCCACCAAAACCGGAACUACCCUCGCCUAUUCUACCAAAAAAAUCUUUCUAUAAACGCGGCAAGCAAAAUGCCCCUUCUACAUCAACAAACGAAAGGAGCUGGUUACCGGAUCCAUUGGCAUUAACUGAGCCACCAUUGAGAUAUUUGGACAAUGCCCCAAAACCAACCAGGUUUGAGUGGCCAGAGGAUGUGCCUAUGAUGAUGGACACUAGCUUCUCUGAUAUAUCUUUGACCAGUCAGCCAUUGUUGACCAAAGAAGAUGAAAACAGGGUGAUAGUUGCAAGUAGCAAGACAAAGACAGCCUCUAAGGAAGAUGCAGAAAGUACUGAAAAUGCUAACAGUACUGAAGAAGAGAAAUCACCUGAAGUAGUCCAUAAAAGAAAAACAGAUCAGCCUGCUGCGAAGCCGUCACCGAAACGGGCGAAAGUUAGUGAUAAGGAAAACAAAGAAACGACCAUAAACAUCAAGAGUAACAACAUAGGCGACUUGGAUCACACAAAAAUUGUAUCGGAAAUAUUGAAAAAAUAUCCGGAUCUCGUAAAGAAAAACAAAAAUAUACGACUCAAAAUUAUGUCUCCAACCGCUAAAAGUUCAGAUAAAUCUACUGUGGUGAAGACGGCCAAUAUCAAAAUAACGGGACAAAUUCCAAAGCCAAAAACUCAAAACCCACCUCCGAAACCAAAACCUGUUCUCAUAGACAAACCUGUUGCUAGUGAUGGACCGUGGUAUUGCAACAAGUGUGAAGAAUCAGGAGAACCACAGGAGUUUGUUCUGUACUAUCUAUACCGUAAACAUAUGCAAGACGUCCACAAUGUCGAAUUUGAUAUAAGUUUAUGUAAAUUCUGUGGCAAGAAGUGCGUAAAGGAAAAUGUCAUGGCAUACCAUCUAUACACGAAACAUGGAUACAAGACGUCUUCAAGCAUCAGUUUUCCCAAGUGUGACUUAUGUCCUUAUGUUGCAAUUUCCAUACCGAAACUCGCCAGUCAUCACGCCUCUCACAAGCCUCAAGAACGACAGUGCCCUUGUUGCAAGUUGGCCUUCACUUCUAACCAAUCAUUAGCUUUGCACGUCCAAUUAACUGCACACAGGGACAAACAGGUGCGGACAAGCUGCGAAUGUCAAUAUUGCAACAAAAAGACGUAUUCUUCUAUCGGGCUGCUACUGCAUCUCAAGUCUAAUCAUUUGAAAGAAGCAAAGAGAGACGGUAUUGUGCUGAAUUUAACAGAUCUGGAACAAAUGGAAAAUCUCAAUGAUAUUAACGAUAGUGAAGAAGAGGAAGGAGAAUAUAUCACACCUGAUAAUAUUGAUCAAAAGGAUAAGGUGAAGAUAAUUUCCAACGUCAAAGUUCCUAGCCAGCCCCAGGAUCACAAGCAACAAAUCGCGCAUGUAGUCCCACCUUUAGAGCCCAGUUCAGAGGCCGAGGCGUUGAAUAAUGUGGCCAGCGGAAUCGCGACGAGCUUGGGUCUGGUGGACAUCGUCGUAUUGGACGAUAAAGGGCAGUACGUGUUGGGAAACAGGGAGGACAGUGCUACCGAAUACGUACUACCAGAUUUGACGACUGGUACGGCCCAAAAUUUCGUUGGGCAGAGGGUCGUGCAGAAUACGGACGGGGACAUGCAGCCGACUGUUCUGCCUGCGACACAGGAGGUGUCGUCGACUGACGAGUUGGUGAUGGUGCUAACAGAUCAUGAUUACCAGGAAGAAACUGAAGCAGCACAGCAAGAUAAUUCAAACAUAGUUGUGUUAUACAGUCAUCCCGUUGAUGGACAGCAAGGGCAGUUUAUUACCUCUCAGGGAAACCUUCUGGUGAACUCUCAAACUGGAAUGUUGGAACUAAGGAACGGACCUACGAUGACCACAGCAUCCUCGAAUCAACUGAUAGUCACCACGGCCACAGAAACGCCGAUAGAAUCCAUCGAAAUGAUCCAAAGGGAAAUAGAUACUCACGAAGCCGUGAAAAACAGAACAUUUGUACAGGACACAAAGGCUGGAGAGGUGCAUGGUGGUCAGGAUAUGCCGGAUAUUAAUGAAGAACCAGCAGCGACCGAAACUGCUCCGUCUGAAGAUGCCGCUGUUUCAGGAGAAGAUAGUCAAACUGGUGUCACUGGUCAGGAGGGGGCACAGCAGCUUCAAGAACCUGGACAUACAGAUGAAGAUGCUGCACAAGAGGGUAACAAUAAGGAAGAGAUACAAGGUAUGUGUCAGAACCUGUGGCCGAAUCUGAGCAAGAGCAGUGUGUAGAGUACCCUCAACAAUCUGUUGAAGACACAACAGACGGUCAACAAGCAACAGACACUACUGAUCACAGCGCUGUAACGGCAGAAGAGCCGAUGGAAAUCGACGAAGCGACGAAAGAAAUUGUCCAGCAUGUCGAUAAAACAGGGGUUGCCGUGACGGAACCACCUGCUGAGGAACACACCGAGGAUGACCAGCAAAAUAAGGAAGAGGAAGCUGGUGUAGAUGUUCCACCAGACACUCGAGACAGUCAAGAAGAUCAAGAAGUGCCGGUGAACGAUCCAUCGUUAUUGCAACAAUCGAGUGGUGAAUGGGAGCAAGGUCAAGAAGAAGCUAUGGAGGUUGAUGGAAGAGUUGAAGAACAUGUUGAAGUUUCUUCCAAGGAUGCUGAAGAGAAUAACAGAUUAUCUGAAGAUAAACUGACUGAAGAAUCGUUGGAAAAUGACGAUCAACAACAAGAAAUCGAGGCUGAAAAAGAAUCAUCUGUUGUUGAAGCAGAACCGGAACCUAGAGAGGACGUAGAAGACGAUGACGACACGACGCAAACGUCGCAUUCCUCCCAGGACCAGAACAAGACCCAGACCGCCAUUCUGGAGGACUGGGAGGACACGGAUUCGCAACAAAGCGAGCGGCCGCGUCAGGAAGCGAGUCAAGAUGAGGAAGAAGAUGACAGUGAACAGAAAUCAAAGGACAAUGUUAAUAAAUUGAUGGACGAUUGGCAAGACGACGAGGAUGAGGAUAAGAAGUAGAGGUCACGAAAGUUAGGAUGAGCAGCAAUGCUGACGCAAAGUGCUUCUUGAAAAAUUGGUAUUAGGAAUCAAAAACGGCCAUUUUGAUGAUUUUAAAUAUAUGACCAACAUAGAUUUAAAAUUGUACUCUAUUUAUUUUUUUCUAUUAUUUAAUCAUGGACAAUGUAGAUUUUUAUUUUCGUACAUUUUAGAAAAUGCUUUAUAGAUGUGUUUUAUUUUAAAUGUACACUAUAAUCGUUAUGUGACUUGUAAAUACUCCAUAAUUCAUAUAUGCAUAAUUUGUAGUAAUUUUAGUGUAAAUAAAAAGGUCAUUCAAGUAGUAUAUUCAGUAGUUAUGUGUAUACUUUGUAAUAAAUACAUAAAGUCAA